Molecule: messenger RNA, 660 nt
Organism: Entamoeba invadens IP1
Lineage: Eukaryota; Evosea; Mastigamoebida; Endamoebidae
Exons: 1
Source: RefSeq, a predicted model, not a curated record
AUGUGCAUAAAGUUAGAUAAAUAUCAUAUGAUGGUCUGUGUGAAAUACUUUAAUUCCAUCGACGAUUAUAUCUCCUUUGCUCAAGUUAACAAAAAGUGCAAAGAAAUGCUUUCAAUGUUUUUUUAUAAUCCACUUCCCAUCAAAAACACAAAAAUAUUCGACAAUAUGACAUAUCAAAUUUUAUAUAAUUCAAACGACACAACCGUUCCCCGCUUGGAGAAGUUUAUUAAUUUUGAAGUUGAUUAUGAACAAUAUUUGAAUGAUAAGAAAUUCAAUUUGAAAUUUAAGAAAGUGUGUUUAGGAUCUUCCAGUUUUACGAAACGUCUCAAUGAAUUACUUCAAAAAGAUCCAAAAUAUAAUAUACCAAAAGAAGUCAAUUUACUUAGGAAAUCGUGUUUUGAAAACCAAAUAAAUUUGACUGAAGUCGUAUUGACAAACUCAAUUAAAAUAAUACUACAAUAUUGUUUUGAUAAUUGCCAAAAAUUGAAAAAUAUCUCCCUCCCACUUUCUGUUAAGAAAAUAUGUUAUGGUGCAUUUUUUAAUUGUGUUAGUUUGACUACUUUUCUUAUCCCAAAUACAGUCGUAAUCUCUGAUGCCAUAUUCAAUGAAAACAAUUCAAUUUCUACUCUAAUAUUAUACCCAGACACUAAUAUCACAGAU